Messenger RNA from Myotis davidii, 2558 nucleotides. RefSeq names its product receptor (chemosensory) transporter protein 5 (putative) (gene RTP5). Gene Ontology annotation, molecular function: olfactory receptor binding. The coding region runs from base 331 to 1824 and encodes 497 amino acids. The transcript is spliced from 3 exons. Gene Ontology annotation, biological process: detection of chemical stimulus involved in sensory perception of bitter taste; protein targeting to membrane; protein insertion into membrane. NCBI's taxonomy places the organism in Eukaryota, Metazoa, Chordata, Mammalia, Chiroptera, Vespertilionidae. The record is from RefSeq and is a predicted model, not a curated record.
CAGGUUAUGGCAGAGCCGGGCUGUGAGCAUGGGCCACUGUCCAGGGUGCGUGAAACACCAGGCACAGCACGAUCUGUUUAGUAUGUUUUCCCGUCUGUGAGGAAUACAUACAAAUAUUUACAUGUACAUAUGCAUGGGAGCACGCAUGGACGUCAGCACAGAUGAGCUCUGGCGCUGGGGGAUGGGCGAUUUCACCGCCUUGGGUUGUUUUUCCUUUUUGUUUCUACUUUUUUCUAAAAAUGAAAAUGUAUUGCUUGCUUGCGUCAUGAAAGAUAUUCAAAAGGAUAAGAAAAAGGCCUGUCUCUGUGUGUCUGAACCGAGCCGGUUGCCAUGGAGACUGGACGGUUGUCAAGGCAGCUAUUGGAUGGGCAGGGGGGGCUGCGGGUGCUUCCUGGGAGCCGAGCUGGCACAGCCCGCAGUCUGCACUGCGGGGCCGGCGCCAGCAUGGACGGAAUGGACGUGUGGGUCAGCACCUUAGCCCAGCUGAUGGCCAAGAGGAAGCCAGAGGACACCUGGGAGCUGGUCCUUGAGGAGAACCUGUCCUCCGGGCAUCUGGACAGUGGCAGUUACGAGUACCGGCUGAGGGGGCUUUCCAGGCUCCAGUGCAACCGCUGCCAGUGGGGCUGGUCCUCUGCCCACGUGCACAUCCUAUUCCAUGUGCGAUGGGACAAGGACCGCCACCUGGGGCUGGUGAAGAUGCGUAUCUGGGCCCAGGCGUGCCAGCUGUGCCCGCCGGAUGCCCGGGGAGACUGCCAGUGCUACCAGGAGAGCAUCAGCUCCGACGAGUGCCCCGAGGUCUGCUUUGGGGACCACUGUGAAGCCUGCGACCUGGGCGUCUGCUUCUUCCAGAAGCCCCCAGACCCUGCCUGGGGGCCCGAGACCAGGAGCCCCAGCACCGUCCAGGCCAUGCCAGCCCUGGGCAGCGGUCCUGUGGCCAACUGCGCCUGGGGCUUCGUCCUCCCCUCUGUGUCCGACCCCCUCUCUGAGAGCAGCCACUUCUUUAGCGAGGACAUGGACAUCAUCACCGUGCCCUUCACCCUGGUGAGCGUGGGCAGGGACAAGGGCUCUGUUGGCCCUGGAGAGGGCACCCCCAGCGAGGCUGGUCUCCAGGGGCUGAUGAUCAUCGACAGGGGCUCCGCCGACCAGCCUGCCAGUCUCAGGGCCUGGCCCACCAGCAUGAGCAUCCUGGUCAACAUCAAGGCCCCCAUCCUCCACGGCAGAGACCACCUGCUCAGGAGCAUCAAGUCCUCCCAGGUCAAAGGCUUCAUCUUCAAGGGCUUUGGCUCCCUUUUGGGCCAAGACAAGGGCCCGGGCGCCGAUCCCAACAGCAGCAGUGGACCCACUGGAGAUGCCACCCUGCCCGUGUCCUAUGUCUUGGGCCUCACAGAGAAGGGCGAGGGCUCCAUCACCUUUCCCUUGUCCUUGGCCAACAUCAUCCAGGGCCCGGACUCCCUCCCUGACCUCAACGGCUCCCUGACCUUCCCUUUCAUCAUCACCGACCAGUGCAAGGGUGGGGCAGAGUGUGGCCACGACCCUGCCCUCAGCCCCGCCUCCUCGGGGAGCAGGGGUUCCCUCAUCAUCCCCUUCUCAGCCUUUAGUCCCAUAAAGCUCGGGGGCCUGCAGGGCAGCAGCCACCACAGGAGCGGGCACUGCGACAGGCACAGGCGCCGCCGGGCCCGGAGGCCUCGGGCCCGCAGGGAGGAGGACUUCUUGGAGGAGGAGGACGGCUGGUGCUGGCCGAGUUUCGAUCCCUACGAAGAGGUCUGGGUCUGGAUGUGCAUGAUCUUCUUCGUCCUCUGGACACUGUACCUGUGCACUUCUUGAUGGCUCCCAGACGCGUGUCUGAGCGGGCCACCUCCCGCCCGGGUCCCGCACCGCGUCUCUCCCUCCGCAGGGUUGCCCAGACACAAAGCCAAGCACUGCUGGCCCCCAGCCCCCACCGCUCCUCACCAGCCCGCCCCCAUUCUGCCAGCCCCCCCUGAGCUGGGGCCUCCCAGUGCGCACAGCUGCUCCCUGGACCUCUUGCUUCUGUGUUCUCUCUCUUGACGUGACUCAAGCAGUGGUCCCGUGAUGUCCACGUGUGAUGCCCACGUGUGAUCAUUCCCCGGUGUGACCCUCAGCUGCCCCUGUGUGUUCACUUGUGUGUGUUACACUCCGUUAAAAUUAAAGUCAAAAAGAGAAGACCAUACAGCACACUUGGGCCGAUGACAGCCAGCGCCUAAGAGAAGGUGGUGAAGUGGGAGAGCGGUGUCCAGGGGCCCCUGGCGCUUCCCCAGGGCGUGAUGGGACUGGGCCUCAGGCACAGAGCUCGUGUCCGCUCGCCUUUGCUGUGCACGGCCCAAUUGCCACGCUCCUGCCCUGGGGCCAGGUCGAACCCCGUGGGGGACCGGUGGCAGGUCGGAGCCCCGUCCGCCCUACAGUCAUUACACCCCCCUGCGUAAGGACCCUGCCCUGUCAGGACCCCCUCUAAGGGUUUAACACCUGGAACAGCUUGUGGGGGGAUCACCAGCUUGAGGGCUCCUCAGAUUAGGGACCCCCAACCCACCCGCAGGCCAGUC